Molecule: messenger RNA, 1246 nt
Organism: Thermothelomyces thermophilus ATCC 42464
Lineage: Eukaryota; Fungi; Ascomycota; Sordariomycetes; Sordariales; Chaetomiaceae
Exons: 3
Coding region: 136-1167 (343 amino acids)
Biological process (GO): protein transport to vacuole involved in ubiquitin-dependent protein catabolic process via the multivesicular body sorting pathway
Cellular component (GO): ESCRT-0 complex
Molecular function (GO): ubiquitin binding; phosphatidylinositol binding
Source: RefSeq, a predicted model, not a curated record
CGUCAGAGCUUCGAACGCCGGGCGGCCAUCCUCCCAUUCAUUCAUCUAUCCGUCACUUGAUUUCUCUAAGGCUUCGAGCUCCCGGUUCCCAACAAACACCACCACCCACGAGUUAGCACUCAGCCAGCCGCCACCAUGUUUCGAGCGGCUGCGGCCGGGCCUUACGAUGAGGCCAUCAACAAGGCCACGGACGAGAAUCUGACGUCCGAGGACUGGGGCGCCAUCAUGGAAAUCUGUGACCGUGUCUCGAGCGACCCGAACGGGCCGAAGGAGUCGGUAGCCAGCCUGAUCAAGCGCCUGGCGCACCGCAACGCCAAUGUCCAACUGUACACGCUCGAGGUCGCCAACGCCCUCUCCCAGAACUGCGGCAAGAACAUGCACCGCGAGCUGUCGAGCCGCGCAUUCACCGAGGCCCUGCUCAAGCUUGCGAACGACCGCAACACGCACAACCAGGUCAAGGUCAAGAUCCUCGAGCGCAUGAAGGAAUGGUCCGACAUGUUCAAGUCGGACCCGGACCUCGGCAUCAUGUACGAUGCCUUCUAUCGCCUCAAGCAGAGCAAUCCGACCCUCCAGCCGCCCAGCGCGCCGCAGAAGAACAACCUGACGGACCUAGAUCGUCAAAAGGAGGAGGAGGAGUUGCAGAUGGCGCUCAAGCUGAGUUUGCAGGAGGAAGAGCGGAAGAAGGCAGCCGCUCAAUCGGCAGCGGGCACGUCAGGGGCCGGGGCAUCAGCCGGCGCAGGGGCCGCGACCCAGCAGCAGACGGCACCCGCCCAGCCGGUGCCGUCGGGCACCACCGCCGCGACAGUCUCCCGCGUGAGAGCGCUGUACGACUUCGUCCCGUCGGAGCCGGGUGAGCUGGAGUUCAAGAAGGGCGACGUCAUUGCCGUUCUGGAGAGCGUGUAUAAGGAUUGGUGGCGGGGUUCGCUCAAGGGGAAGACGGGCAUCUUCCCGCUCAAUUACGUCGAGAAACUCACGGACCCCACCCCUGAAGAGCUGCAGCGCGAGGCCCAGAUGGAGGCCGAGGUGUUUGCCGAGAUCAAGAACGUCGAGAAGCUGUUGACGUUGCUAAGUGCCAGCAACACGACGCCGAGGGAGGAAGAUAACGAGGAGAUAUCCGUCCGUCUUCUCCCCCAUCAUCAACUCUUCUGCCAUGUUUUGCAACGCUGACUCUCGAAACACAGAAACUUUAUCACCAAACGUUGGCCAUCCGGCCGAAGCUCAUCAAGCUGAUCGAGAAGUACUCGCA